Molecule: messenger RNA, 2499 nt
Organism: Diabrotica virgifera virgifera (western corn rootworm)
Lineage: Eukaryota; Metazoa; Arthropoda; Insecta; Coleoptera; Chrysomelidae
Gene: cin
Product: gephyrin
Exons: 2
Coding region: 569-2404 (611 amino acids)
Biological process (GO): Mo-molybdopterin cofactor biosynthetic process; glycine receptor clustering; molybdenum incorporation into molybdenum-molybdopterin complex
Cellular component (GO): postsynaptic specialization; dendrite; cytoplasm
Molecular function (GO): molybdopterin molybdotransferase activity
Source: RefSeq, a predicted model, not a curated record
CGACCAUGAAAGUUAGUCAUACGUGUAUAUCAAAAAUGAGCGACGUGGCUCCUGGCGAAAUAUCUGUGUCUCUCAUAUAUGAGCGACGUGGCACGCAAUGUGUUAAAAGUUAUAUUUUCGAAUUAAUUUUACGCCUCUGUGACUUACUACACACUACUUACCAUACAUAAAUUCUGUGUUGACUAUCGAUUACAAUUAUUUGACUUGAAUAUCUUAAUUAAGAUAGUUGCUGUUGUAUAAAACGUAUUUUUUGUAAGAGAUAAUAUUGUUUUUUUAUGUAACCAAUCCAUUAGAUUGUAUGUAUUCUGAGAUAACAUUGUAGUUGUAUGAUAAGAGUGCAUCAAAAGCAAGUGUGCUGAUGAAGUAAUUACAGAUAUCUACAUCUAGAAAGUGAUUGGAUUCGGAUAUAGUGUCAAGAGUUUCCGUUACAAUUACAAUUGAACUGGUUUUCAAAAAAUCGUCACCAGGAGAUACAAAAACAAAACUGUUUGACAACAGUCUAUCAAAGCAAGGUUUUCUUAAUUUUUGGUUGUGAUAAUCAAGAAACUAUAGCAGUAUAAUAGAAACUAUGACACCUCUAACAUUUGGCAUACUGACUGUCAGCGACACUUGUCACAGAGAUUCUAAAAAAGACACAUCUGGCCCAAGUUUGAAAGAAGAAGUUCUAAAAAAUUACUCAUCAGUUCAAGUCAUUCAACAAAUCGUUCCAGAUGAAAUAGAAGACAUCAAAUCGGUUCUAUUAAACUGGAGCGAUGAGAAGAAAUGUAACGUUAUUUUGACAACUGGAGGUACUGGAUUCGCCAAUAGAGACGUUACUCCAGAGGCAACUCGACAAGUUAUAGAAAAAGAUGCUCCCGGUCUUAGCUAUGCUAUGAUUUCGAAUAGUUUAGCCAUCACGAAUAUGGCUAUGCUUUCUAGGGCGGUUUGUGGUAUUAGAGGUAAAACAGUGAUUAUAAAUUUGCCAGGAAGCAAAAAAGGGGCAACCGAAUGCUUUGGUUUCGUCAAAAGCUGUAUACCACAUGCUGUAGCGCUAUUGACCGAUCAAAAAGAUCUUGUUGUUUUGCUGCAUCAAAGCAUACAAACCAAAGGUGGAGGCGAUGGUUUAGGAUUUACCCCAAGCAAGGUAAAAAUCGAUAAAGUUGCAUCAAGAAGUCGCAAAUCUCCUUAUCCCCUCAUAGAAGUACCAGAAGCAACUCAAAUAGUGCUAACUCAAUGUACCCCUACCGACGAAACAGAAGUCGUUGCUUUCGAUCGAUCAGUUGAUAGAAUUUUGGCAGAAGAUGUAUAUGCUUUAGCACCGGUUCCACCAUUUAGGGCUUCCAUAAAAGACGGCUAUGCUGUAAUAGCUGCGGACGGAGCAGGAACGAGAGCUAUCAAAGAAGUAGCAGCGGCAGGUGACGCACCCAUCGGAGAAGUACUAAAGUCGGGGGAAGCGAUACGAAUCUCCACAGGCGCACCUUUGCCGCCUGGAGCCGAUGCUGUAGUUCAAGUGGAAGAUACUUCGAUAGUUCAAGCUUCUCCAGACGGCAGCCUGGAACUUGUUAUCAACAUUGAGAUUGCACCUAAACUAGGACAAGAUAUUAGGGAGAUAGGCAGCGAUGUAGCGGUCAAUUCUUUGGUCUUGAACAAAUAUGAGCAGAUCAAGGCUGCACAUGUGGGAGUCUUAGCGAUGUUGGGUAAAACAGAAGUGAAGGUAUUCAAGCGUCCGUUGGUUGGGGUAAUAUCUACAGGAAACGAAAUAGGUGAUCCAAAAGAAGAACUGGCUCCUGGCAAAAUUAGGGAUGCCAAUAAAUUUACUUUAAUGAAUUUAUUGAAAGAGUACAGCUACGACUCAAUGGAUUGUGGUAUCGCCAGAGAUGACCCGGAUUCCGUUAAAGCUGUCUUAGAAAAAGCAUUUAUGAACAACGAUGUGAUUGUAACUAGUGGUGGUAUUUCUAUGGGCGAAUUCGAUGUUCUUAAACAGGUCUUGGUAGAAGAUUUUGGAGCAAAAAUCCACUUCGCUAGAGUUAAUAUGAAACCAGGGAAACCCACAACGUUCGCUACAUUGACUUACCACGGAAAAGAAAAGAAGUUCUUUGGAUUACCAGGUAAUCCCGUAUCUUGCGGGGUAACUUGUCUGCUGUACAUCAUCCCUGCUUUACGCUAUAUGGAACACUGUGCAAACUACGAGUUUCCCACGAUUCAAAUUAAGAACUCACCGUUAGUUAAUAAUGAUUCACGACCAGAGUACCACCGAGUACAAGUAAGCUUCGAUCCAACGAUUGGCGAGUUUAAGUUAUCGUCAACCGGAAAUCAGAUCAGCAGCAGACUAAACAGUCUAGUUGGAGCAAACGGUUUGGCUAUCGUUAGAAAAGGUGACCCGUCCACAACUUUAAACGUACUACUUUUUGAUCACCUGAUGUAGUUUAUUUUUUUAAUUAAGAAAAUUGUUACUUAUAUCAGGUCUCGAAUUUUGUGAUUGUUUACUUGCCAGUUCCUUAAUAAAUUUGUUAUAUUUGU